AUGAAGUAUAUCGUGCGGUAAAAUUUCAUGUGACAAGAGUUGUAUUUUUUAUUAUUAAAGCGGUAGUGUUCGAUCAGCUCAGAUAGUGAUUUUUCUUUUUUUUUUUUAAUGAUAAUAGUUCCAUUAAACACAGAGGAUUGCAUUUCAACCAAGUGACUUUAGAGAACGCGGUUUUUAGAUGGUUGAAAAGCAGUAAUGGAGAAAUGGCAAAUUCGUUAGAAAUAUGUUGGAUACGAUUCUUGAGAACAGAACCAUAUAAAAUGUUCUAUAAAACGUCAAUGAGUGAGGACGUACUGUUCAAAAUUUUGGAUUUACUACUCGCGUCGGUUGAGACCAAGAAACUAUAA
Heterotrigona itama is the source of this 347-nucleotide messenger RNA. The record is from the annotation of a GenBank genome assembly. NCBI's taxonomy places the organism in Eukaryota, Metazoa, Arthropoda, Insecta, Hymenoptera, Apidae.